AUGGUGCAUCCCUUCAAUGGCGGUGCAGUCGACUUUGGGAUAUGUUUGGACAUACCUUCAGCCACUCAAUCGGAGGGCAAUCCCACCGAUGGAAAUCUGUCGGGCAGUGGGAACCCGAGCUCUGGACAAUCCGCAUUCUCCAUUGCAAGCUCUCCCCGCCUACCGACAAUGAACACGCCUGGAGAGUGUCUAAAUUGCCUAUCCGACUUGUGCACGAGGCUUAUGAAAACUGUCAAUGACGAUGGCAAUCUCGAUUCACUCGUCGACAUCCUGUCCUACAACACACACCUCUCGGGAGGUUCGUCCUCAACAUUACCCAAAAACGCCAUUGGCCAAGUCCUUGAGAGUUCGCAACUGUUUCUUGAUAUUCUCAGCACCCUGCGAGGUUUGAUCGCUCCGAAACAGCCCAAACCGUCUUCACCCGCAAACUCAGAGUGCUCUUACUCCGACUUCUGGGACUCUGGUGAGCUCGAUCCUCUUAUAACGACAGAAAAGAACAGCUUGUCAGAUGACGCAAUGGCACACGCACUUUUUUCGUCCGCCUCAAGUGCUGCCCGCGAUAAAGAUCACCGUAGCACAGCUUCCCCUUCCACCCACACUUUGCCACUCGACAUUCCUACAACUUUUACCAUUCUCACCUGUUACAUGUGGCUUUUACGUACCUACGACGCAAUCUUCAGGCGAAUCUAUACUAGUCUCACAUCGGAAGCGCGCACAUUUCCGAGCAUAAUGCCUGGCCUCACGAUUGGAGGUUUCAAUCUCUGUGAGCGCAAAGAAUUGCAGAUUGACAUUCUGAUUCAGCUCAGCACGCGUAUGUUGGAGCGCAUUGAAGAGGUGCUGGGUGUCAGUGCUAUCUCGCCCUCGCCGCCUCGCGGGGCCGCAACGAAAGGACUAUUGGACAGCGCUAGUUCAACAUCGCUGCUCGAUCUCAUGUUCGUUUCUAAAAGUGACGAAAGACCGCGUGCGCCGCGUCUCAAGGAGACAAUGGAUGAUAUCCGGGAGGCAUUGCGACGAGAGUGCAUCUAA
Boeremia exigua is the source of this 1026-nucleotide messenger RNA. RefSeq lists its product as uncharacterized. NCBI's taxonomy places the organism in Eukaryota, Fungi, Ascomycota, Dothideomycetes, Pleosporales, Didymellaceae. Bases 1 to 1026 code for a protein of 341 amino acids. The record is from RefSeq and is a predicted model, not a curated record. The transcript has a single exon.